AUGAGUAACCAGUCUCUAUUAGAUAAACUGGAUCGUACCACAGAAGUUUUAUCCCAGACUCUUUCUCAAUUAGUCAAACUAUCAUCGAUUGAUCAUUCACGCUUGGAAGGAGCCGAUAGCAACGAACAUGAAGACAACGAAGACUCUGUAGCUACGAUUGCAACAACAGGUGUUAUGCUGGUACAUUCACACACGCUGCAACUGAUCAAGGGUGUGCAGGAUCUAUUAGUUAUCACACGUUCCAUCCGAGAAAAGUGGGUAUUAGGUCAAGUAACUAAUGAGGAACAGGAUCGUAGACAAACUUUGGACUAUGAGAAGUGUGAGCAGAUGCUAAGCACAGCUAUAGAUAAGAUAUUUAAUCCUGGAUUUUUGUGA
Messenger RNA from Eremothecium sinecaudum, 375 nucleotides. It is a transcript of the gene SRB6, whose product is annotated as Srb6p. The transcript has a single exon. NCBI's taxonomy places the organism in Eukaryota, Fungi, Ascomycota, Saccharomycetes, Saccharomycetales, Saccharomycetaceae. The coding region runs from base 1 to 375 and encodes 124 amino acids. Gene Ontology annotation, molecular function: transcription coregulator activity. Gene Ontology annotation, cellular component: mediator complex. The record is from RefSeq and is a predicted model, not a curated record. Gene Ontology annotation, biological process: regulation of transcription by RNA polymerase II.